GGAGUAUUACCUUAUGUAGCACCUGAGGUUGUAAGAGGAAAAGAAUAUACUAAAGAAAGUGAUAUUUAUUCAUUCGGUAUUAUUGCAUAUGAAGUCUGUACAGGGUUUCCUCCUUAUCAUGAUAUUGCUCAUAAUCAAUUCUUAGCUAUUGGAAUUUGUCACGGCCUUAGGCCAAAAUCUAAUUAUAAAAUUCCUCAACUAAUUUUGAACAUAAUUUCACAAUGUUGGGAUGCAGAUUCUUUAAAACGACCUAAAGCAAAUAAAUUAGUUGAUUUAUUGGAA
Rhizophagus irregularis DAOM 181602=DAOM 197198 is the source of this 282-nucleotide messenger RNA. NCBI's taxonomy places the organism in Eukaryota, Fungi, Glomeromycota, Glomeromycetes, Glomerales, Glomeraceae. The record is from RefSeq and is a predicted model, not a curated record.